ACUAUGACCAUAAUAAAAGGAGAGAAAUUAGUCAAUUACAAAUUUUGAAAUUAAAAUCUAUCAACUCAAAGUACGAUUGUAUAAUUACGCACACCAAACCUGUGAUGACACUAUAUGCUUGAAUUCUUGUUUAUAAGGGGGAAAAAAUCAUUACUUGUUUGUUUUUAUUAUACAUCCAAAAAACAACCUUACUAGCUGAGGUAAAAGGAAAAAGAGAAAAAGAGUAGUUUAUUGAAAAAUUGGAUAGAGUGGGGAGGUCCGGUGGAUCCGAGCCCGCCGGUUCCGGAGCUCACGUUGGCCCGAAUUCCUUCCUUUGCUUCCCAUUCCCUCUUUCUCUGACGACGAGAGGUCUCAAACUGCUCUGCUAUUAACCCACGCAGAAACAACUGCCCUCUCUUCCCACUCUUUCUUCGUCCCUCCCCACAUUCGAAACCUUCCAUUCCCUCUUCAUUUCCCCCUUCUUCUUCAAGCUCUCCUUUCAUUCCACACCUUCCAUCGCUUCCUCCAUUUCCAUUGACCUCCCCCAAAUGCCCGCUUCUUCCCCAAAUCACUCUCACCAGGCAAGCUUGAUUAAACUUCCUCUCCUUCUAUUUCCUCUACGUCCCUUAUUUGAUUCCGCUGAAAGUAACCCUGAAUUGGGGGAAACUCAUGAUUUCGAAGCCAUUGAUUCUCGCUGUUUCUGCUUCCCCUCGCUCCAGUGUUGGAAAUGGUGUUCGUGGGUGAAGUGGGAUGAACAGAAAGUUUCAAUCUUUUUGAAGUUCAAAUUUCCUCGGCUUCUCCUUAGUUUCUGUCUAGUUUGAGGGUUUCAAUUUUUAUAUGAUUGGAAGUUAGUUUGGAAGACUUCAACUUUGUUCAUAUUUUGUCUUCGCUCUAAGUUAUUAGCUUUAAAAUAGAAUCUUUGAACUGCUGCAUUGCUUGUCCAAUCACAUGUUCAUCAUUUGGGGUGGUUGAAGCAAGUUCUGGAUUCUUUUCUGGUAUCAAUCGUUUUCUGCUUUGCUAAAUCUUGGGUAUGGACAAAGCAAUGGAGAGGCAACAGUUAAAAGUAGCAUCGGUCUGUUUUUUGGUGGAAAUAAAUCAUACUAAAAUUUGUGUUCAUCUUUGAUUGGGUUGAAGUUAGUUGAGCAUAUAACUAGAUUGUUCAUUACAAUCUAUCUUUGAAUAAUCCUAGGUUAUUCAUCAAAAAAGAAUAAUCCUAGGUUAUAACUUGAAUUAAACAUGUGUUUCUGCUAUUUCUUGGUGAAGCUUGAUUCUGGGAAGUUGAAACUGUUCGUUGAAUGUCUCUAAUCUGUCUUCUACCUUUGCUCAUUUGCAGGUCUAGUUUCUAAGUGAUCUGGGCUGUGAUGCAAAGGAUUUUGGCCUCUUAGAAUCCUUUCAACGAUCUGUUCUUGGUUAGAUGAGGGCAUUUCCCAUGUGCUUCUCUUCAUUACAAUCCCCUCGUUAUGGAAUCCAUUCCUUGAGUAGUCUUUGGCAGGAUAGCUUCCACAGGUCAAGCAACAAACAUGGAAGCCAUAGGAGGUUUAAUGUUAUUAGUUCCAAACCGAAUGAACUCGAAGGAGGGUACAGUAGAAGAUGGAUUCGAAGCAAAACCACCGAAACUAGAAAGACAAUAGCCACCAGUCACAAUAAAAUACUAGAGGAAGAAGCUGCUGCUGCUGCUUCGACUAGUAGUGCUACUACAUUGAGAGUAGUUAACAAAACAGAACUGAAUGAGCUUCUGGCAUUCGGGUCAGCUUGUGAUAUAAGUCAGCAGCUUGCUGAGAGCAAAGACCUGCACAAGCUUGUGACGGUCAUAGUGUUUGAUCUCGAGACGACAGGGUUUAGCAGGCAGUUUGAUCGGAUUAUCGAGAUUGCAUUUCGUGAUCUGGGAGGUGGAGAGAACAGCACGUUCGAGACACUAGUGAAUCCUGAACGUCUAAUCCCUAACUCGCAUGUUCAUGGGAUCAACUAUUACAUGGUCACUAGACCUGGUGUUCCUACGAUGAAAGAGCUAAUACCAAUUAUGGUCCAGUACAUAGAAAGCCGCCGGAAGAAAGGAGGAUACGUGCUGUUAGUAGCUCAUAAUGGUCGUACUUUCGACGUGCCAUUCCUCAAGAGCGAAUUCGAGCGAUGCUCUUUCCGCAUUCCUCACGAUUGGCUCUUCUUUUGUACUCUCGGGCUUGCGCGCCAACACUUUAAGGGUUCUAAGGUAUCACUGGAAGCUAUGAAAGAGAGUUUGGAGAUCAAGUUGGAGGGAGACGCCCAUAGAGCCAUGGCAGAUGUGAAUGCACUGUCAUUGGUUUUUCGGGAACUAACGAUCCGUUUGGAAAAGACGCUAGCCAACUUAGUCAAGGACUCAUUCACAGCCUCAGAGUUGAGCAAGACGAGCUCCAAGAAGGAGAAGGCCAGCAAUGCUAAGCCAAAGACUUCAAAGUAGAAAGUUCAGAAGUCUGAGCCAUGGCAUUCUCCCUGCAGUUUAUUUGCUAUUGGCCUUGCUUUGUUUCUCUGUUACUUCUAGUUGUAGUAGUUAUUAGUUGGUAAUCUUAUUGGAAAGUCACUGAUUGUACAUUCCAAGGCUGCCUUCAGCCAUUUGACGCUGAAUAGCAGCAAACGUUAUUGUGUUCUAGUUUAUAAGAAGGAAAGAAUACUAGUGGACUAUAGCAAAAAUUGUGAACUUGUUUCAUUAUGAAAAAGGUUGAAGAAAUCAAAGUAACUUUCCCAUUCAAAAGAGAUUUAAUCUUUAAUUUCAUUGAACAACUAACAAAGAAUAGUUGCUAACAAUGAAAAAGGUUGAAGCAAAUAUUUGAAGGACUUCAGGGAUUGCAUAUAAAUCGGUUACCUUUAA
Messenger RNA from Linum trigynum, 2821 nucleotides. The record is from the annotation of a GenBank genome assembly. Lineage: Eukaryota; Viridiplantae; Streptophyta; Magnoliopsida; Malpighiales; Linaceae.